CUGAUGGAUCGUGCCCGCUUUGCCCGCCUUGUCCCGCGGCCCCCUCGUCUCUUGGCUGCCGCUUAGCAGAAAGCUCGCCCCCACCACUGUUGCUCUUAUCGACGUGCUGAGCAUUAUUUGAAAGUUAUAUUGUUGAAGCUUGCCCCCUCCCCUCCCUCCCUCACCUCCGACAGAGCCUGCUCUCCGUAUGUUCCAUUCGUUCGAUUCCCGCUGCCACCUUCACGCCUCCUCGGGUCUCCGGUUCCCGCAUUGCAUUGACGUGCCAUACGCCACACAAAUGGCUCUGUACCCUACACACACAGCUCCACUCGUUCUCCGGGUACACCCCGCACCCCCCCUCCUCCACCGCCCGCCCACGCAACCCUUUCCUCCCCCGCGAUAGUACAGACGAGCAGCUCCGCGAUGCUCGCUCCCCUCGCCAGACAGGCGAUGGGGCAGGGUGGCGGAAACAAGGUUGAGUCGCCGUAGCAACAAGGUUUGCGCCCCCACGGCCCCCCGGCCCGGGCCCCCUCGGGGUCGGACACGGACACGGCAGGCAGUGGCCCCCGCAGGAGCACGCCGGCGGCCAGGCCACGCUGACGUACCAGCGCCACCAUGGGGGUCUACAGGUUGCCGAUUGAGCCGCCACCCCAGCCGCCGCCCAAGACCUACGCGCCGUGCGGCUUCGGCGGCGACUACAACUGGCUGUGCCACAAGCCGCUGCCCAGCAUCGACGCCUACAAGACGUCCUCCGGGGUGGGACUCUACCAGAUACAACCCGUCAGCGAGAGAUACGAUCGCGUUCGCCGACCCCUGCCAUGCCACCUCGCUACCCGCGACCCCGCCGUGGCGUGGGACCAGCACCUCACCACCACCGCGCUGGCGCACGACCGCAAGGAGCCGACCAAGGACCCUGCCACGUUCGCUGGCAACUACGUGAGCGCCGGCCGCAUGACGCUCGCCCGCAAGUUCGACGAGCACAUAAAACACCGUCCGCACAACAGCAACGUGGACACGUGCCCGGCGGCGUCCGUCACCAACUCGACGUACCUGCGCCACGACGUGAUCCCGUCCUGGGGGAAAGUCGUGGACCUUACGCCACACGUCGAGUGCCAGGUGCGCUCUGACGGGCUCCAAGUGCAGCCCUUCGUACCGCCGGAGGACGGCGGCCACGUCCGUCUGCUCGACCCGAUGGUGUCCACCACGGCGAUGGACUUCCACCCGCACACGGAGCGCCAGCAGAGCGACCAGGUCGGCAAGAAGAACAUCAUCACGUACUGGGACGGCGAGGGCUACCCGCGCGCGCGCACCUGGGGCUACGGGCCGCAGGGCUCGGAGAGGAUCACCUCGCUGCUGUCCACGCGCUCGGACCCGGACCCCGUAUACGACAAGGAGCAGUUUGCGCACCGCGCCGUUUACCGCCGCCUGCCCACCAGGGUACCGGCCGUCCCGCACAAGGGCCUGCAGAGCGAGCAGCAGGCCGCGUACCGCCUGCCGCUGGACGACUUCGUGUCGCACCGCUGGGGCACGGGCGGCGUCGAGUACCCGCUCGCCCUGUACGCCAACACGCUGUCCGAGCUGCUCGCCGCGCCCGCCAUGUACUGCCCGGAGAGCGCGCACUACGGCUCGGGGCUGCCCGUCAAGGCCCUCGUGGACACGGGCCCCGCCUACCACGGCGGCCCGCCCGUGCACCGCCCCUGCCCGCCGACGCUCUGCACCGCCUUCAGGCGCCCGUACGCCAAAUAAACGAAAACAUCCCC
This is a messenger RNA of Frankliniella occidentalis (western flower thrips), 1739 nucleotides long. RefSeq lists its product as uncharacterized. The coding region runs from base 595 to 1725 and encodes 376 amino acids. Lineage: Eukaryota; Metazoa; Arthropoda; Insecta; Thysanoptera; Thripidae. The transcript is spliced from 7 exons. The record is from RefSeq and is a predicted model, not a curated record.